Molecule: messenger RNA, 574 nt
Organism: Hibiscus syriacus
Lineage: Eukaryota; Viridiplantae; Streptophyta; Magnoliopsida; Malvales; Malvaceae
Product: transcription initiation factor TFIID subunit 13-like
Exons: 5
Coding region: 131-505 (124 amino acids)
Biological process (GO): transcription by RNA polymerase II
Molecular function (GO): protein heterodimerization activity
Source: RefSeq, a predicted model, not a curated record
GUUUUUCUAUUGGAAUUGAAUCCCUUCCCCGGUAUUUGUCUUCUAAUAAAGAUUCAUUUUUUCCUCGUGGGCUUGUUUAUUUUCCGCGAUUCUGUAGGAAAGUAUAAAACUUUUUUUUCAGCGGUAGAAGAUGAGUAACCCAUCAACAGGAGCCUCUUCAAAAUCAAAAGUUGGGUCUUCACAGCCUUCAGAAACUUCAUUCAAGCGCAAAAGAGGAGUUUUCCAAAAAGACUUGCAACAUAUGAUGUAUGGUUUUGGAGAUGAUUCCAAUCCACUUCCAGAGACUGUGGCCCUUGUGGAGGACAUUGUGGUGGAAUAUGCAUAUAAAGCUCAAGAUAUCGGAUCAAAGAGAGGAAAGCUAUCGGUUGAGGAUUUUCUAUAUCUCAUUCGCAAGGACACACCGAAACUAAAUCGUUGUACGGAGUUGCUAUCGAUGCAAGAGGAGCUGAAGCAAGCAAGGAAGGCAUUUGAGGUUGAUGAAGAAAAACUGGGUACAUUAGAGUAGCGUCUGGUCUGGGUGCAUUCAGCCGUGUAAGAGCUUAUAUGGAAGUGGGAACAGAAUGCUAUAGAUGUU